This is a messenger RNA of Cutaneotrichosporon cavernicola, 1470 nucleotides long. RefSeq lists its product as uncharacterized. Gene Ontology annotation, biological process: protein folding; protein peptidyl-prolyl isomerization. Bases 1 to 1470 code for a protein of 489 amino acids. The transcript has 7 exons. The record is from RefSeq and is a predicted model, not a curated record. NCBI's taxonomy places the organism in Eukaryota, Fungi, Basidiomycota, Tremellomycetes, Trichosporonales, Trichosporonaceae. Gene Ontology annotation, molecular function: peptidyl-prolyl cis-trans isomerase activity.
AUGACCCUUCCGCGUGUGUUCAUGGACUUUACGGUCGCCGAUGCGCCGCUCGGCCGCGUUGUGUUUGAGCUCUUCUCAGAUGUCGUACCCAAGACUGCCGAGAACUUCCGCGCUUUGUGCACUGGCGAGAAGCGGAACAAGGCUGGCGAGCCGCUCGCGUACAAGGGCUCACCUGUCCACCGCGUCAUCGAGGGAUUCAUGCUACAGGGGGGAGACUUUACGAAGCGGAACGGGUCGGGUGGCGAGUCGAUCUACGGCGGCAUGUUCGCGGAUGAGCGCCUCGAGGGCGACGGAACAGAGGUUAACCGUGAUGGGCUCCUCGUCAUGGCCAACCGUGGACCUGACACCAACGGGUCGCAAUGGUUUGUGACGCUCGCGCCUGCGCCACAUCUCACUGGCAAGCACGUGGUGUUUGGACGCGUCGUCUCAGGCAUGGACCACAUCAAGACCAUUGGCGCGCUGCCGACAGACGGUCGCGACCGCCCUUUCUCGCCCGUCAUCGUCUCACACGCUGGCGAACUCGAGCUGCGCCGCCCUGCCCGCGCAAUCUCACCCUCUCGUUCCCCUACACGCUCGCGCUCUCGCUCUCCCCGCCGCAGGGGCAAGUACUCGGACGACUCGGACUCGGACGACGAGGAAAGGCGUCGACGUCGACGUGCGCGGAAGGAGAGACAUCGUGAGGAACGUAGGGAACGGCGUGAACGCCGCGACCGCAGGGAGGAGAAGGACAAGAAGGAACGCCGCCGCCGUUCCGUAUCCGAGAGUAUCAGCGAACUCGACGCGCGUCUUGAGGCCGAGGAGAAAGCGCGACUUGGAGAGGAGCGCGCGAUCAAGGAGGAGGAGAUGAAGGCACGGCGCGAGCGUGAGCAGAAGGCUGUUCGCGAGUCGGGAGGUGUCGUCUACAAGGGCCGCGGGGCUAUGCGGUACCGCGACCCAGAGUCGCGGCCGACGAACUACAACCCGCGUGGACAGGAUACGAGGGCCCGUUACCGCCGCGGUGAUGGCGGUGGUCGGUGGGAGCAGGACGGCGGACGCGGGGGUGCUCCCCGAGGCGACGACGAGGAGAGGAGAGAGCGCGAUCGUGACGACAGGGGUGGACGACGCUGGGGUGCGGACAAGUGGGAGCGCUCCGCGCCUGCGUUUGAGCGCGCGACCGACCGGUGGGACGCGGGACGCAUGGGUGACGGCGCGAGUGCAGCGAGGGAAGGUUUGGCUGCGCGACUCAGUGCUCGUCGGACCAGUGGAGAGGGGCUGGACUACGGGGCUGAUGAGGUGCAGCGCGCAGUUGAGGUUGAGCGCGACGUUGUGCGUGAUGGCGGAGAAGGACGCAAUGCGCGUGCGGCGGCUUGGACUGCGACGAGGCGCGAAUCACCCCGCCGCUCCCACAUCGCGUCUCCCUCAAAAAGCGAACGGGAUGAGCGUCGCUCACCUUCCCCCGGGGGAAGCGACAUGGAACUCGAUAGAGACUAG